CGUUAAUGUUGAGUGUAUUGUGUUUUAAGGUGUUGAGGAAAAUGCAGAGACGGCAUAGCAGCAACACUGAUAACCUUCCUCCUGAAAGUGGUGUUGUCAAACCGAGUGCCUGUGCAUUAUGGGCUGUGCACUGAAAGGAAAGAUAUUUGGAGUUGAGCAGUACAGUGGAAGUUCAAUGGACUCUGCACAUUGGUGAAGCAAUCCUUUGGUUCCUUCUAAAACGCUGGGAUCUGUGCGGAUGAAAGGUGCAGUGCAAAAUCAGCUCUGGAUCUGUAUCAGAUACAAAAAAAUGAAUAAUACCUUAUAAAUUUAACUUCAAUAAUCUAACUUUAAUAAGAUAAAAGUAUUGCUGGGAACACAGGCAAGGAUUAUUUUAAAUUAUUAAAUUAUUUUGAAGAUAUAGGGUGAAAUGUUGACCCAAUUGAAGAUCCAGGCCAGGCACCUAGAUUUCAGAGAGAUCAAGAUUUUAUCCAUAAUAUUUACCUGACAAUAAUGCUUUUUAAAUAUGUGCUGAAAGAAUCCAUAUACUCUGGUAGCAUUUUUCCAGACAACAUCAAUGUGAAUACCUUGUAUAGGUCCAUAUUCCAGUGUUAAGCUGUAUGUACUCAUCAUGUUCCUGGGGAUGCAUACAGAACUACUAUUGGUAUUUUGUAUCCAACCCUGAUAAAUGGCAACAAAUGUUUCAUCCAGUACCUGGCUGGUUAAUUCUGAACCAUGAAAAAAUGAUUCUUCACACAUGCCUGCAAAGAGACUCGCUCUGGGAGUGGGGGAUGGCUAUAAAAAGCCUUGUUGAGAGCUCUCUUAGUGGGGAGAGGUGCCUGGUGAGAAUUGGAGCUAAAUCCAGAGGGAAAUGAAAUGCAAAGUUCUGUGCUAGGUUAGAUGGCCAGGAAAGAUGAUGAGCUUGUGGAGAGACAGGCUAAGGGAGGUGCAAGCAGUGUGUGUGUGUGUAUGUGUGUGUGUUAUUUCUGAAAUUGAAGAUCUACAGGGAUUAAAAUCAGGAGAGACCAUAGCCCUGCAAUGAAUGUCUUUGUGGGUUAAGAUUAUUGCUGGGCUUUAUUUGUUACUCUCUUUGCUGCUUAGACAAUUGUUUGCUUUACGUUGGACAUUUUCUUGGCUUGUGACUUGAUUUAAGUGUCUCCUUUUGGGUCCCCAUGAGGCCAAGACCUUCUGUACAUUCACAUAAGUGCCAUGCCACUGAGUUUAGGCAAACAAAGCAUUCUUUUUCUUAGCAUUUGGCAUUGGGGUGAGACAGUCUGAAUUCCACCCCUCAUUUUGGAAACUCUCUGUAGGCUGUGGGCUAUCUCACCAGUUCAGGACACAAUCAGUGCCCAACCCAAGUCCGUUUCAGACACUUAUCUUGGAGCACAAUUUACUGGUUGAACAGAAAAUUGCUUUGUUUGGGUGGCACCAGCAAUUUGCCUAACUAUUUUUGUCUCUUGAGUCAUAUGACAGGCUGUUAGCUUUUAACUCUUUUCUCACUGUUUUACUCUGUCUCUCUCCUGAGUGAACAUCUGUUGGCCAUAUCUAAAUAAAGUGGGAAGAGCCUGAGUAUUGGGGAGCGUAGGUUAAUUCUUCCAAUUGGUCUGAUUAACUCAUUUAGAUAUAAUCCCAGAUUCUUGGUGAUAACAUUGUAAAUCACUGGAAACAGUCAUUUAUUUUACACCCAUUAUAUAUUUAACAUCAAAACCAUUUUAGAAAAGUUGGGAGGGUACUGAAUUUAGCUUUAACUGGCUUAAUUCUUGUGAGAUGCUCAGGAUGUUUUUGGUCCAUGGAUGAUGGAAAUGAUGUUGUUUGACCAGUACCUUGUAAACUCUGUAGUCUUGCGAAAAGGAAUAGUGUCUAGCCCUGGCAGCUUAGAACAUUAGGAGGAUGCUUUUCCCACUUCACAUCCUGUACUUUGAUCUCCGCCCCAUUUUGUCCAUUGGGGUUCUGUCUCCCCACACCAGAAACCGCAGUCAGACCGUCAGUUCUGAAACCAGCGUGGAUGAAGGUGGGGUUUUUGAAGGACUGAAGGCUGAAGCUUCUUCACCACAGCAGCUCUUCUCAGGGCUGGCAGGGAUCCCCUCUGGCACCAUCACAGCUACCCCAUUCCAGUCAGGUUUGGUUCUGGGCUCUUCAGCAGGAGGCGGAGAGGUCUUCAUUCAGAUGCCAGCCUCAAGGGAGGAAGGGGCCACUCGGACAGAGGGAGCUCCAUUCCACCACCGGCAACAGCCCCAUCACUACCACCAUGGCCAUCAUCGAGGAUCCUCCCUGCUGCACAUGGCUGGUGGGGAUCGCCAUGGACAUGCAGAAGAAGGCACUGAAGAUCAGGCUGGGACUCCAGCCCCAGCCCUCUCAGAGUUGAAGGCUGUGAUUGGCUGGCUCCAGAAAGGGCUUCCUUUCAUCCUGAUCCUCUUGGCUAAAGUUUGUUUCCAGCAUAAGCUCGGGAUUGCUGUGUGCAUUGGUAUGGCCAGCACAUUUGCGUAUGCCAACUCAACAGUCCGAGAACAGGUUGCUUUGAAGGAGAAGAGGUCAGUGCUGAUUAUCUUCUGGAUCUUGGCUUUCCUUACUGGGAAUACUCUCUACUUGCUUUACACAUUCAACUCUCAGCAGCUGUACAACAGCCUUAUUUUUUUGAAACCCAAUCUGGAGAGGCUGGACUUCUUUGACCUGAUGUGGAUUGUGGGGAUCACAGACUUUGUACUGAAGUACUUCACCAUUGCAUUGAAAUGCCUGAUUGUUGCCCUGCCUAAAAUCAUUCUGGCUGUCAAAUCAAAGGGAAAGUUUUAUUUGGUUAUUGAAGAAGUGAGCCAGCUGUUCCGCUCCCUUGUUCCCAUCCAGUUGUGGUACAAAUACAUCAUGGGAGAUGAUCCAUCUGGCAGUUACUUCUUAGGGGGCAUCCUGAUCAUACUGUAUAGUCUCUGCAAGUCUUUUGACAUCUGUGGUCGGUUGGGAGGUGUCCGCAAGGCACUGAAAGUCCUUUGCACGCCACAGACUUACGGAGUUCGCGCUACCAGCCAGCAGUGUAGUGAGGCUGGAGAUAUCUGUGCCAUUUGCCAAGCAGAAUUCAGAGAACCCCUGAUCCUUAUGUGCCAACAUGUGUUUUGUGAAGAGUGCCUCUGUCUAUGGUUUGACAGGGAGAAGACCUGUCCCCUCUGUCGCUCUGUUACUGUAGAAACCCUGCGCUGUUGGAAAGAUGGCACCACCUCUGCUCACUUCCAAGUAUAUUAACCCCACCUCAUCAUGGUGAUACAUGAGGAAACAGAAGAAAAGGCUGGGAAACCUAUUGUUUCUAAAUCUUAUUUUAAUUUUUAUUAGACUUGUUGUCUUGUUUUUUUGGUGAGUGCUGACUCUCCAGUAGCCCAGAGAGCAUACUGUUAAUUCUGAAGUAGGGACCGUCAUUCAACACUAACAAGAAGAGUCUUCUAAAGAGACUGACAGCAAGUGGGUUACCUCUUUGUAGUCAGAAUCCAUUUCUGCCACUCUUCACUGCUAACUUACGGCUAAGGUUGUGUCUUGACCUUUCUUUCUACAGUACAAAUUGCCCGAUUCUGGCUCCUGUUUUCUGUCCUUUUAGUGUAAAUUACUGUUGUAGGAAAAGCAUGAAGAGAGUUUCCCAUUGCAUGUAUGUAGCCUACAAUAUCGAAAGAACCUGUCCUCAACUGCCUCUCAAGAGAGCUGCUACUGGAUUCCUGACAUUAAACCAUGAUUUCUCAGGACCUGGCUUUGUAAAGCUAUGUUGCCAGUAGUAUGUCACCUGGAAAAACAUUUGAGACUCCCUGCUUCAGCAUCCUGUCCAGAGUUCUGUUUUUGGGACAGACAUAACCAUUCGCCCCAUUGCUGGGUCUGAAUUUACUAGAUCAAAAGGUCAGUCCUAAUUCAAGACCACUGAGGACAUGGUUUCUUUCAAUGAAAUCCACGUUUCAGAGAGUGAAAUCCAUGCUUUCCCUGGGGUUCACCUUUAUUAUAAAGAAAUUAGCAACUGGCUUUCCAAUCAUUCAGCUCCAGCCUUUCUCCUUAGGGCAUGUCUGUUCUUGGGGUUCCUUCCUCAGAGCUGUUCAGCCAACACUUCAGAAUCGCGGUAGGGAGCCAUUCUCACCUCUCUCAAUAAGUUGGCAGAACUCACCUGGUGCUUUCCUAGGAAGAGCAAUACCUGUUGAUACAGUGUGGUGUGUUACGUACCAACAUUGCCAACUUGUUACAGACUCAAAGUUGGAUUCUUUUGUGCUUCAUUCAACAUGCCCAUAGAUGGUCUUACAGGUCAGGUACUCUUAAAUGUUCUCUUGCAUCUAGGACAUGCAUUUGAGCAUGGCCAGGCUGCAUGCAAACAAUUCAUAUUUCUCUAGUGACAGUCAGUGAUGGCUCUUCUGACAGAAACUGUCAAUGACUCCUUCCUUCAUGACAGCUGCUAUGAAAUAAAGUGAAAUUCAGGGUGUACAAUACUUGAGGAUUUGCUUAUGAAAUCCCUGCAUUCAGGCUCCAACCUCCAUUUUAGUCAUAUUGCAGACCUUCCCUCUUCCCAACCUCCCUCUUGCCAAAACAAACUGCCUCAAUUUCAGAAAAGGACUCUUUCGGGAGAACAGUUUUUAUUAUUAAAAGGUUAUUGUCCUACUGGAUUUUGGAGUAGCAAGGGCCAGUGCUAUCACAGUCAUGGUGUCUGUCAGUGGUGCUACAGUGGCACUUGGAUGCAAAUAAUUUGGGAGUGUGUUUCCUUCUGCAUCUUAAGCUGGAGAUUUUCUUUCACUAAACAAUCUUUGCUUUUUCUGAAUGCCCUAAGAAACUGCCUCAUUAAGCAGUCAUGGCAUCUUCCAUGCUCAUUACUAUGGAAAUGGCUGUAAGGUUACAAUCCCACUUGACUGGAUAAUCAGGAAGAACUCUACCUGGGGGAAACAGAGCUGUGUGUACGUAUUGGCUGUCUUCCUCCCCUCCUGCUAUAAAAACCCCUUGGGGAAAAAAUUAAAGCAAACAGAAGUUAAUGGCAACUGGAUUUAGUCUUAGCAUUUCCUUGGAAAUAAUAGCUAAGCAGAGCCAGAGGAGAAAUAACGGAGGCAGAAUCUGAGUUAGACAUAGAGGGAAAAGUAACUGAAACCUGAAUUAAAAGAUACAUAUGAAGGAAGGGAAAGGAGAAGUAGCUUUAUUAAAAUAUAGUGAUAUAGCUUUUGUCAAAUGCUUCUUUAGAAAAGGAAGAGACUAAGCCAAGCAAACAUCUGGCUAUCUCCAAAAGGAAGGAUCCUUAAUUUUUGUAGGAAAGCAGCAGAGAUGCCAACUGGUGUAUAAUUUUGGUGCAUACAUCAGCUUGGUAUCUAUAUUCUGGGUAGAAUGGCAAAUUGGUAACCAGUCUGUGAGAAAGCAAAGGUGAAUUUAACAUGAAUGGAUUUCUGCGUUCUUGAUCUCAAAGCAGUUUUUAGUUUUACUUAUUAAUGAAUCCAACCAAUAAAAUAACAGAUUUGACUUUCAAAAACAUAUCUAAUCCCCCAAAAUUUACACAAAGAUAGACAGUCAUAUUUUAUCAACAGUGCAAUUACAACCCCAAUCAGCGUGCACAGAAGUCUUCUGUUCCCUUCCUCUUCUCCCCUGGUCUCCAGCAGUUUCUCAAUGUUUCUGUCAAUGCCAAGUGCUUCUGCUCGAAGGCUGUUCUAAAAGCAGGGUCCAGUUAUAAGGACCUAUUUCUUUGCUUGUCUUUAGGUGCAAAAAUUGUUAUAAGAGAUUAAAUCUGAGGUUUUUUUGUUUGUCAUUUUCUCCACUGCCAUGAAGAGAAAGGAAGAUCUAGGCGCAAAAUUAUCCUUUUCUUUUCUUUCCUUGUUCUGUUCCUUUUGCCUACUUUCACUGACUGCUUUCUUCCAGCUGGAAACAUGAGCAAGAGGAAGAGAGUGUGAGUAUCUUGUUAGAGGUUGAAAUGCUCUCCUGCUGCUCAAAUGUUCAGGAAAAACAUGAGGUGAGGCUUGAUGCUGGCACUCAACGAAAAAACCUCUAAGCCUUGUGAGAGCCUUUGGUGCAUUUAUGCUUCUCUCACAGCACUCUAAUUUGGUGUGAAAUCAUGAACAUCCUAAUCUGCACUUUUGUUUCACUUCAGAUCUCCCUGUUUCCUCCUUCUGUUUCAGGACCAGAUUCCAGUCUCAGAUACAUGUGUGGUUCUCUUAUGCACAAUUACAUUGUACUAGGCUCUCAUGGGAGGUCAGACAGCUCUGAGCAUGCCACCCAUUAUAAGCUUCACAUCUCAUAAUUGCAGAAACAGAAAAGGGGGUUGCCUGAUGCUGCUGGAGACUGAAAACCUCUGUCUCUCUACAGUACAGGUAGAGUGGGGUAUGUUAGAAAAUUAGGGUUAGAAGGGACCUCAGGAGGGUCAUCCGCUCCCAACCCCCUGUUCAAAGCAGGACCGUCACCAACUGUAUCAUCCCAGCCAAGGCUUUGUGUAGCCGGGUCUUAAAAACCUUGAAGGAUGGAGAUUCCACAACUUUUCUGGAUAACCUAUUCCAGUGCUUUUACUACCCUUGCAAGAGAGUUUUCUUACCUAAACUUUCCCUAAUAUCUAACCAAGAUUUCUCUUGCUGCAACUUGAGACUUGCUGCUCCUUGUUCUGUUGUCUGCCACCACAGAACAGUCCAGCUCCAUCCUUCUUUGGAACCACCCUUCAGGUAUUUGAAGGCUACUAUUAAAUCCCCUCUCAGUCUUCUCAUCUCCAGACUAAAUAAGCAUAGUUCCCUCAGCCUUUCUUCAUAAGUCAUGUGCCUCAGUCUCCUAACCACUUUCAUUUCCCUCCACUGUACCCUUUUCCAAUUUGUCCAUAUCCUUUCUGUAGUGGGAGGCCCAAAACUGGACACAGUACUCCAGAUGUGGCCUCACCAGUGCCAAAUAGAGGGGAAUAAUAGAGGAUAAAAUAGUUGCUCAGUCUGCAUGGACCAUCCAGUUUUUCACCUCUUCUGAGACUAAUUCAUACCAAAUGUAAUGAGUGUUUUGUGCUGUAGGCACUUGCGCUUCUAGGAACAGGGAAGAUAUCGGUUCAUUGUAUAUGGUCCACUAAACAGCUUUUGGCUUUGGCCCUUAUCUACUUGUAUUGGACAAUGUGGAGAUAAUAGGCUUUGUAUUCCAUUAGCAAUCCCUUGAGCUAUUCUUUGUCAUUUAAGUUGGGAUGGUAGUUCUGUGUCCCUACCAUGGAGAAGAGGCUAGGAUUCUUCUCUAACUUGGCAUUUAGAGUCUUCUGGGGAAUAGGUCUACCUCCUGCUCCAGUGGAAUUGGGAAUCAAAGCUUCCAUCCAUUUCAGUAGGAGUAGGAUUGUGAAAAGAGAUUGAAGUAAAUAUUCUUACUAUUUUAGGGAGAAAAUGAAAAUAAUGCUUUUAACCAGUGAACAACUUUUUUUUUAAUAAAGUCAUUAUAAAUAUGUACAAA
Messenger RNA from Alligator mississippiensis (American alligator), 7365 nucleotides. It is a transcript of the gene RNFT2, whose product is annotated as ring finger protein, transmembrane 2. Gene Ontology annotation, biological process: positive regulation of ERAD pathway. Bases 1870 to 3210 code for a protein of 446 amino acids. Lineage: Eukaryota; Metazoa; Chordata; Crocodylia; Alligatoridae. Gene Ontology annotation, molecular function: ubiquitin protein ligase activity. The record is from RefSeq and is a predicted model, not a curated record. The transcript is spliced from 9 exons.